AAAAGUUAAGUCUAGAGAGAAACGAAUAGAAAGAAAUACCCGAUAAAUAUACCAGACGAUAAGAAGAAGUAUAUUAUCAUUUUAGAAAGUUACGGUAGCCUAAAUUCAAAGUUAAAGUAACCUGCAGAUGGAUACCCCGAGCUUACGAAGGCAACCAACUUUACCAAUGGAUCCACCAAAUGAGAAUCCGCCUAGAAAAAUCCUGAAAGCUAAACGCCGUUUCACUAGUCGGCCUAGUGAAACAGUUUCUUUAGUUUCAUCAACAUCAAGUACGUCGUCUCUGAUAAAACCUUCAUUAUCAAAGAAAGUUACCUCUAUCACAUCUAUGUCAAGUAAAAGAAGUGUAACAUCAUCUGAUCUAUCUAAAGUUCCAUCGCUUACAAAGAAAGCUUCUAUCACAAAAGAAAUUAGCGAUAUCGCAACAACGGCAAUUGCACUGGAUUCUGGGUCACAUAUUGGGAAAACCGGAGUGAUAACUGAAGACGACAUCGGUGAAGGCGUGGAAAUAACGGAAGUAGAUCACACGUCCCCUUUUUCUGAGACUGGAGACGCAGUAGUCUCAUCUUUAAGAAAAAGUUUGUCAGGAAGCAGCACAUUGUCAAAGAAGUUAUCACGAAAGAAAAGUUCCAGAGCUGCGUUAGCUUCACCGCUGCCACCAUUACCCCCUGGAGGACUUGUUGAGAUUGCUUUUUCAUUUGAUACAACGGGAUCAAUGAGUGCAGCUUUAAAUGAAGUCAAAGGAAGAAUCAAGGAUAUUGUACAAAAACUCCAGUCAGAUGUACCUGGAAUACGAAUAGCAAUUUUUGCUCAUGGCGAUUACUGCGACAAAGAUAAUUACAUUAUUAAGUGGAUUGAUUUUGGAGCAACACUUCCAGAACUUCAUGACUUCGUAAAUAAUUGUGGAGAUACAGGUGGAGGUGAUGGUCCUGAAUGUUACGAACUUGUUUUAAGGCGUGCAACAGAAGUUUUGUCAUGGACUCCAGGUAGCAAACGUUCUCUUGUCAUCAUAGGAGAUGACCUUCCACACGAACCAGGGUACAAAUAUGGCGACUUUACAAAUGAUAUUGACUGGCGUAAUGAAUGCACCAAGUUGAAAGAUAUGGGAGUCAAGGUCUAUGGCGUUGCUGUAAAAUCAAGGGCUUAUGCACAGAAGUUUUACCAAGAACUGGCAACAAGAACGGAUGGACUAAUGAUAACAUUGGAAAACUUUAACCUGAUAUUUGAUUUAAUGAUGUCAAUUUGUUAUCGGGAAGGCAGCGAUGAACUAUUAAGUGCUUAUCAGGAUGAACUGAAAGAGAAAUAUGGAAUUUCGAAAUUGAGUAAAAAUUUGUCAGGAAUGUUUGGUGGCCUCUCAUCAGCUGCUGGUACAACCAGGACAGGCUUAUUUGGUACAAGUGGUGGUGGCUUGCUUGGAACACCAACUGCUGGGGGGUUUGGGGCACCAGUUGGUGGGAGAUUUGGACCAUCAAUUGGUGGAAGGUUUGGAUCACCAAUUAUUGGGGGGUUUGCACCACCAAUUGGUGGAGGGUUUGUACCACCAAUUGGUGGGGGUUUUGGAACACCAAUGGUUGGGGGUUUUGGAACACCAAUGGGUGGGGGUUUUGGAACACCAAUUGGUACUGGUCCAUUUGGAACACCAACUGGUGGGCUACUUGGAAUGUUCGGAAGUCCAGGAGCAAUUCUUAAAAAGGGGAAAACAAACAAGAUGAAAACAACAAAAACAACAAAACUUGGAAAGAAGGCACUCAUAGGAAAAACACCAAAAACAGCAGCUAAAGGAUCAAGGAAAGAAAAUGGAAAACAGAAAAGAAAGGAUAACCAAAAUGACAUUCCAAGAGAAAAAAGAAAUGACCGCAAAUUUAAAACGACAAAACCACUCAAUCUACUUCAGUGGUCCUCUUGGAAACAGGCAAUGAGUAAUGCCAAGUUGUCUUCAAAAGAAGAAUGGGCAAAAUGGCUGAAUGGCUACGUCACUAAACAGAUAUUUGCACGUGACAUUGAAGAUGCUGCUGUCUACGAGUUUGCAGUACAACCUCCCAACAAGAAAAAGAAAUAUCCUGUCACGUUUUCGGUUGUCAGUGGAUUGCCAUCAUCUGGUAAAUGGUGUAAACAGUUGGUAGGUCGAAAGCACAUUCGAGAGAAACUUAAGCAAGCCAUUGCACAGAAUGCAAAAGUGUUUGUUAGACGUGGUAAAUUUAAAAAGAGAAAUAAGAAAUUUAUGGAAAAAGUUCGAAAACAUCUUGCAAAAAGCAAUUAUCCUUUUGGGUGUUCCAAGAAGAAUGCUCGAGUUUUCAAGAUUAAAGACUUUAUUAUAAGUUAAGUUCUAAGACAAGAAAUCGUGCACAAGAAGAAUUACCAUACAUACUUUAUACAUAAACAUAGGCAGCUGUUAUGAAAACACAGUGUCAUUGUAAAAUACACUGGGUAAUAUAUUUAUUUGAUCUUUUAUGCAAUGUUUUUAUAGGAAUAAUAACAAAUAAUUUUAUAUAUUAUUGGUGGUGCAUAUAUGUAUCAAAAUGUUUUAACGUUAUAUCUUGUUUGAUAAAUGCAGAUCAAGACAAGGUUUCUUAGCAUAAUAUGUACAUUAUAAAUGUGUAGUUACUGUAAUUAACAAGUUGUGUUAAAAUUUAUCAUAUCAAUACACACUAAUCUAUUGAAAGAAACUAUUUUGACUUCAGUUUUGUUUCAAUUCUGUAAUACAUAACUAAUAAACUUUGCCGUUUU
This is a messenger RNA of Mytilus californianus (California mussel), 2724 nucleotides long. RefSeq lists its product as uncharacterized. The transcript has 5 exons. The coding region runs from base 128 to 2320 and encodes 730 amino acids. Lineage: Eukaryota; Metazoa; Mollusca; Bivalvia; Mytilida; Mytilidae. The record is from RefSeq and is a predicted model, not a curated record.